Molecule: messenger RNA, 2746 nt
Organism: Dermacentor albipictus
Lineage: Eukaryota; Metazoa; Arthropoda; Arachnida; Ixodida; Ixodidae
Source: RefSeq, a predicted model, not a curated record
GACAAUGACAGCACAAGUUGCCUGCCCCUGGGGCCCACCAGGAACAUCGAUAACGUGAGGCCCAGCAGAAGCCGCGCUGGCAUGGAGGAAGCAUCAGCCAGUUUUGAAGACGGCGCCACAUGGGUUUUACGAUUUCAUUCGAGUUGCCGAAGUGCCCGCCGUUUUACUGGCUCUCUCAUCCUUUGCACAGACUGCGCAUGCGCGAUCAUUCAGCAAAGUUCUGUCUCAGAAAGACGCUAGUGCCCCGGAGCGUCGUCACCAGCCAUGACUGAACAAAGAAGCGGUGGGCGAACGCCUGCCGCGUUUGCCUUCAUCGAAGAAGCAACCCCGGGUACAAGCCGUGAAGGCGGCGAGGGAGCCUCAGGCACUUGCAACGAUAUCCCUGCGUAUAUUGACGAGUACAUCAAUGACGCGUUGAAGGCAUUGAAGCGCCAGACCAAUGCCACUGACGUCAAUGAUGCCACUGACAGUGGAAGCACCAACUACGCACCUGUUGUGUCCACCGCUAGUGCCGUUCACGCCUGGCCCAGAACGAGCCACGCUGGCAUCGAGAAACUAUCGUCUACUACGAAAGACACCGCGAGCUGUUCUGACGACGCCUGGCGUUGCCAGCGGAACGCGCUGCACAGGCCUAUAACAAACCAGACGUACAACCUCGACGGUGCCUAUUCCAGCGGUAUCCCUAGUCACCUGCACCUGGGGACCAAAAGCAGCAUCGGUCACAAAACGACCAGCACAAGCCCCGCUGGAAUGGUGGAGGCAUCAGCAAGUUUACAAUACGGAGCCAGAAAUCCUCAGACCACGGGGGUUCACCAACGCAACACGCAGUACUACACGACUGCACGCACAUCCACCAUCCAGGCUCCGAUUUCAGGGUAUGCACACAACAGAGAAACCGGAAGCACCAGUUUCACACAUCCAGUCUGCAGCAGCAGCGGCGGUGGCCAGUAUGCAGUGGCCAGUACAGGCCAUGCGGGCACGGAGGAAGCAUUGGGCAUUCUGGGAAAUGAUGCUAGAAUUCCUGACGCCACCGGCGCUGAGCCAUGGAGUACGCAGUACUACGCGGCUUGUGGCACAACUACAGUCUCCGGCCAUACACAUGUCAGUGAAAGCGGAAUCACCAGUUCCCCAUUUAUGGCGUCCAGCAGCAGCGUCAAUCCCGCACAGCCCAGUACUAGCCGCGCUGGAAUGGAGGAAGCAUCGGCCGUUCCGGAAAACAUCGCUAGGAAUGCUCCUGGGACCAGAGGAACGGAACAGCGAGAGUUGUGUGGUGCCUAUGGCAACGUUUCGAGCAGAGCUGACGCCUUACAUGGGCAUGCCAAGGAACCCACGAAUGACACAGCCCAGAUUUGCAAAGCCUGUGAUCAAUCGUCUGUGAAGAUGUCUAAGUCUGUCGAACUUUGCCACAACCUCACUGGCAAAAAACACAAAUGCGAAGCCUGUGGCAAACAGUUCCGAUGGGCCAGUGAUCUAGCUAAACAUCACCCUACGCACACAGACGAGAGACGCUACAAAUGCGAAAUAUGUGAAAAAAAGUUCCGGCAGGCUGGUCAUCUAAGUAACCACAGGCGCACGCAUACAGAUGAGAAACCCUACCUUUGCAUAACAUGCGGAAGAACGUACAAGUGGCCGUACGAUCUCCGUAAACAUGAGCGCACUCACGCAGGGGCGAACCGCCAUACAUGCCAAAAAUGUGCUAAAUCAUUUGAAAACAAAUAUAACCUCAAGAGACAUGUAGGCACACAAUGUGGAAACAGCGCUUUCAUUUGCGAUAUCUGUGAUCGAUUCUUUAUGAGAAAUUCGGAUCUUCUUCGUCACCACCGAAAAAAGCACGCGGAUGAAACACCGUAUGAGUGUACGCACUGCGGAUGUCGAUUUGCAGACCAAGAAACACGCGAUAGGCAUGUGUGCCAGAAGGAACGCAGGAUGUGAACGAUGCCGUCAGGUUUUUCGAAAUUGUGCGAAGAGACCUCGUCGCCAGAAGUAUUUGGGGUGCUUCGAUGUCGAAAGAUACUGCAGGUCCUGGCCAGCACUCACUGGCUCAUGAACGAUCUUGUUGGUGAAUGUUGCUUUAUCAAACUGACUUUCAGACAAACCCUAAUUGGCUGCAAGAUAGUAUUUUGUGUAAUUAGAUGCUGAAAUCUCUACAAAAGAUCAGUGACCCCCAUUUGGUUUGAGAAACUUCUUGUGCAGGUCUUUUGACAGUGUACCAGCGAAGAAGAUUUUAUGAAACGUAUUCUUAAUUAUAUUGCAGCGUAAACAGAAUGGAAUAUCUCUCUUUAGCAAGCAUUUGAGAAAGGAGGUACUGUAUUCUUGUGAACUAAAAAGUAAUUUCUGCCAUUAAUCGAGGUCCAGAGGCAAAAUUGCCUUCGAGAGAAAGCACUUGCAGAUGCAAUUGCGACAAUGCUGAACUACAUCGUACGCGUAUUAAAAGUAUCUGGUUGAGAAAGUUUGUUCAAUGCAUUGACCGUUCUUUGGCGCCUGUAUUCAUACCGAAAAUGUUUUUUCUAUGCCAUAAAAUAGGCCGAUGACGAUAGUGAGGCAGUACUAGACUCAGAUCAUUUGGAAAUUCAUUAUAUGACAUGGUCUCCCCUAAGGAAAAUUUUGUUGUUUUAUUGUGGCAGGACUUCUGAUUUUUAAUGGACAGCUUUUUAUCCACUCGUAGUAGCAGCUCUAUAAUCUUUUUAGCCUGAUGGGACAGAAGUUUCUGUACAAAAUGACAAUAAAUGCUUGACAUGACAAGUAA